Molecule: messenger RNA, 624 nt
Organism: Paraglomus occultum
Lineage: Eukaryota; Fungi; Glomeromycota; Glomeromycetes; Paraglomerales; Paraglomeraceae
Source: the annotation of a GenBank genome assembly
AUGCCUGCCAUUCCACAACACGUAAAUCAAUUGAUGCGAAUCGAUAAGCUAAGUAAAGAAUGGGCUAGAACGCACGCCCAAUCAUGCGCUGUGUUUUCAUUGUUAGUAAACAUUGAAACACAAAGAGAAGCUACUUUAUCGUUCACAUCAAACCCACCUUCGUAUCUUGAUUCCAAAACCAUUAAUCUGCUCAUCUACAAACAGACUGGCGAGAUCGCGGAUAAUGUUUUGCGUAUCCAUAGAUCACUCGACGAAUUCGCCAAAAUCGUCAAAUCAAUGCGAAUGGCUUUACACGAAAUAUCAAAGCUAGUGUUAGCGUCGUCAGCCAAAACAAACAUAGACGAUGCGUUGGUGGUAUCUGAUCUGUCCGUUGACUCGGCACAUUUGUAUGCAACACGUAUAAUCGACAUGUAUGAGAAAGAAUUAGCAUAUAAACGUGGUCUCGUGUUUGGUGGGUUGACAUUAGACAAUGUUGAAAUAGUAACAAAAGUUUGGGAGAGUUGGGCAGGUCAAUCACGGAUCAAUUUUGAAGUCGAAGAAGAUGUCAUGGAUAAGAUCAAAGUAUGGCAGAGAUGCGGUGAAUAUGCAAAUAUUCAAAGAAAAACAGUGAAAAAGCGAAAAUAG